GUCUGAGCUCCCGAGUCGUCACCUACAAGUUUGGCAGGGAAACACUGCUACAGCACGCGUGCUCCUCCUUAAACACAAGGGAACCCUAACUGCCAUCGAUCCGCGGGAUCUCCCGCAAUCGGAGUCAUGUCUGUUGCCGCUGCUGGUCCUCUCGACGAAGCAAAGGCCAAGAGCGUUCUCCACCAGGUUCCUGAUACCUCUUUUGAUGCAUUUCGAUGCGGAUUUUCCCCUUUUAUCUGGUAGUGCUUUCAGCAAAUUUUGCUUGGUUGCCUCAGGUGGAGUUCUACUUCGGCGAUAGCAACCUCCCCCGCGACAAGUUCCUGCGGGAGGCGGUGGAGCAGAGCGACGAUGGCUUGGUGAGCUUGGCUUUGGUAUGUUCCUUCUCACGGAUGAAGUCACACUUGGGUCUCGAUACUGCUCUGAAGCCAGAAACUGUGCCUGUAGAUACUGUGCUCGCAGUUGCUGCGGUGCUCCGGUGUUCAUCGUUGCUCCGUGUCUCAGAAGAUGGGCUGGAAAGAUCAAUGGGAAGCGAGGUCGACACUUCAAUUCCACCAAUAAUGUUCCGAAUAAAGCCCAGAAGGUCGAGGCUACUGCAUGAGGUCAAGUGCUACGUUUAGCGCAACUAAUCUCCCUGGUCUCUAUCAGAGUUGUUUUCCCUGUAGUUUCUGUCUUAUUCUAUUUCUGUUAGUUUUUUUUUUUGCAAUGAUUUCUGUUAGGUUAUUCUGGGACCUAGUUCUAUCUGACAUAUACUUGCGUAGGCCAUGAGCUUCGGGUAAUCAGGUUUUGAAAGGAUUUGGAAUUUGGAUGCUGUACAGCUGCAAUCUCGUUUCCUGCUCUGUUGCAGGUGUUCUGAUUCUGUGCGGUACCACACAUCAGGUUUCAGCUAAACUACUCUGGGAGCUUUACACUUACAGCCUGUUUGGCACCCAUAGUUCGGGCCUAAAAUUCUGAAAUUCGUUUUGAAUUCAAAAAUUAACUUGUUUGGUUGGCACGGAUUGAACACAUGAAUUCAAUCUCAAAUUUCAUGAAUUUGCACUAUGACUAACCACAAUUCCUCCAAAAAGCCAUAAUUUCUCAGGAAUUAUCUUUCACUCUACAAAUCCAUGUGAUAGAUAAACAUGAUUUUUGAACACGGAAUUCAAUUCAACCAAAUGAAAUUCUAUUAAAAAUUAGAUUUCAUUUCAUUUGUACCAAAUGAAAUAAAAGGAUGGAUGCCAAACGAGCUGUUAGAACAUUCAGCACAUAAUAAUAUUUCCACUUCGCCUCUAGUCGGAAUGGAAUGAGCGCAAGAGCCGAGGAGGGAGUAUAUUUUUAUAGUACUGGACUUUCGAAACGUUGGUGUGAUAAUAUGCAAACUAGAGCAUACUGGACACACAAUACUGACUUCUCAAGGUAUGAUGCCCUGGAAAUUGUUAUUGCUGAGGUCGAACUGCGAUGGAUGCUGAAUGUUUCCCAAGUUGGAUGGUGCAAUAAUCUCCAUCGUCGGUGGAUGGUUUCAUGCGUAGGGACGUAGGGUUUAGUCAUUCGGAAUUUAUAGCUAGCAAACGUUCUGGCUGUAAACAAAACUGUCAUUGACUGCGGGCCGUCGGGAUUGCUUGGCCCAUCUGUAAGAAAAUGGCUUUCUUAUUUAUUUAUUUAUUUUUUAGGGGAAAAUGGCUUUCUUUCUUAGAAUUUGAUAGGUUAGCCUGGCUUAAUCUUAAAUUCAGCCCACAUUUUUUUGGAGCGAAAUUCAGCCCACAUAUACGCGACCCUGAGCGGGCCGAGCGCCGUCCUAGCCCAAGAUACUCUCAAGCAGACAUACUUGUCCAGCCAAAAUUAUCAGCCGCAGCGACGCCGAUGUCUUCUCCUUCGUACCCGGCGACGGCCGCGGCGGUGAAGCUCCCGUGCUACUCGCCUCGUUCCCGUCUCCACCAUUCGCGGACGCCGAAGCCCGUGGUCUCCUUCCCUUCCUCCACCCCCAGCCCUCAUGCGGCACUGGCGGUCAACGCUCGUGGGGCGCGGCGUCUCGUCGCUGCAUCCGCUGCCGCUGCAGGGCACAGGCGGCUUAUGGGGUCGCUGACGAACACCGAGGGGCUGAAGUUUGGUGUGGUUGUAGCGCGAUUCAACGAAAUUGUGACGAACUUGCUACUGCAGGGUGCCCUGGAAACUUUCCAGCGAUACUCCGUGAAAGAAGAGAAUAUAACAGUUGUUAGUGUCCCUGGCAGCUUUGAAAUUCCCGUGGCAGCACAAAAGCUUGGAAAAACUGGAGAUUUCGAUGCAAUUUUGUGUAUUGGGGCCGUGAUUAGAGGAGACACAACUCACUAUGAUGCUGUUGCAAACUCGGCUGCAUCUGGAGUACUUUCUGCUGGUUUAUCUGCUGGAGUUCCAUGCGUAUUUGGAGUCCUGACCUGUGACGAUAUGGACCAGGCUCUGAAUCGUGCUGGUGGCAAGGCUGGAAACAAGGGUGCUGAAACUGCUUUAACCGCUAUUGAGAUGGCGUCGCUGUUUAGGCAUCAUUUAAGUUGACAGUGGGUGGGUGAAGCAAAACAGCUUUCUUCCAUGUUCAUCAAUACUUGAGCUCUGCCUCGUUAAGCUACUUGUUUGGUUCCUUGCGAUCAUUAGCAAGAAAAAUACGUAGCACGUGCACACUAAUAAAGUCCAAUCUGUGACACUUCUGGUUAAGUCGUUCGACUGUUAGAAACUCCAGCCAUGAAUAAAUGCUUCAUUUUAUUUACGUGUUGUCUGGAUGAGCAAAAACAUGUGUCAUUGUGUUGUGCUGUGCACUUAAAUGAAAACUUGAAGGAGCAUUUGCAGUUGA
Messenger RNA from Brachypodium distachyon (stiff brome), 2797 nucleotides. RefSeq names its product 6,7-dimethyl-8-ribityllumazine synthase, chloroplastic. The transcript has 10 exons. Gene Ontology annotation, cellular component: intracellular anatomical structure; riboflavin synthase complex. Gene Ontology annotation, molecular function: 6,7-dimethyl-8-ribityllumazine synthase activity. Gene Ontology annotation, biological process: riboflavin biosynthetic process. Bases 1615 to 2505 code for a protein of 296 amino acids. The record is from RefSeq and is a predicted model, not a curated record. Lineage: Eukaryota; Viridiplantae; Streptophyta; Magnoliopsida; Poales; Poaceae.